AUGACGGCAAUAGUCUAUUUUUAUUUCUUUCUCACAGUCGUUCAUGGAGCGGCCACUAGUGGAGCGUUCACUGCAUUGACCUUCAAUGUUGCUGGUCUUCCUGAAAUCCUCCAGGACAAUGAUGUCAAUGGCACAAAGACAGAAAAUGCCGAGGAAAUUGGCACUUACUUUGCCGAAUACGGCUAUGAUAUCAUCAAUGUGCAGGAGGACUUUAACUAUCAUGCGUAUAUCUACGACACAGAUGACCAUUCAUACAGAACAGCAACUUCUGGGGGCGCAGGGAUUGGCAGUGGGCUAAAUACUUUAUCCAACUAUGGCUGGGUUGAUUUCACUCGAGUGAAGUGGGAUACCUGCUCAGAUGCAUCCGAGUACGACUGUCUUACUCCCAAGGGAUUUACGUUUAUGCGCUGGAACCCUUCUAGCGGAGUUUAUAUUGAUUUUUACAAUCUCCAUGCUGACGCUGGCUCUGAAGAUGAUGAUGAGACAGCGAGAAAUGCCAACCUGCAGCAAGUAGCAGAUUACAUCGAUACAUGGUCAACUGGUAAUGCUGUGGUUGUUAUGGGUGAUACAAAUAGUAGGUAUACUCGUUCCGACGACACUGGCAUCCGGCUAUUCAAGUCGCAGAACAGUAUGAGCGAUGCUUGGGUCGAGCUGGAAAAGGAUGGGGUCUAUCCCACUGCUGGUGCUACUGCGGUUGUCUGUGAUAACCCGUCUACUAUCGAGACCUGCGAAGUUGUCGACAAAGUUCUCUACCGAGGAUCUGAUAUUGUCACACUCACUGCAUCCAGCUUCACUUACGAUGGUGACGAGUUCCUGAACACCGACUCCGAAUACCUAGGUGAUGUCCUUUCCGAUCAUAACCCGGUCCUUAUCAGCUUCACUUGGUCACUUUCAGAAUCUUUCCGACAAAGUGAGUAUUCUGGUGGACCUCAUGGAACAUGGUUCAACGACCUUGCCAAUAUACCAUCAUCCCCCGUGGCCUCCACCCUUACUUUCCGAGGUGGUGACCGUCUUGAUGCCGUUGCGCUUGAAUUAGAGGAUGGCACUAGCUUCAGCCACGGUGGUACAGGUGGCACAGAGGUUUCCCUUACGCUUGGUUCCGAUGAAUACUGGACGGAGACCGAACUGUGUACGGGCAAAUAUGACAGUAAAACUCGCGUCUUUUACAUCAAGGCCACAACCAGUACGGGAAAUACCCUGGAAGCUGGAACUUCAACUAGCGACUGCAGUACAUAUACCGCUGACAGUGGCUAUGCCGUGGUGGGAUUCAUGGGACAGGAUGGUGAUGAGAUUGACCAAGUGGCCUUGAUCUAUGCCCCUUACUGA
Messenger RNA from Penicillium taxi, 1326 nucleotides. Its product is annotated as endonuclease/exonuclease/phosphatase family protein. NCBI's taxonomy places the organism in Eukaryota, Fungi, Ascomycota, Eurotiomycetes, Eurotiales, Aspergillaceae. Bases 1 to 1326 code for a protein of 441 amino acids. Gene Ontology annotation, cellular component: cytoplasm. The record is from RefSeq and is a predicted model, not a curated record. The transcript is spliced from 3 exons. Gene Ontology annotation, molecular function: sphingomyelin phosphodiesterase activity.